CAACUAGUUGCUUUGUUGCAGCAGCCGGCACGUCUGGCUCUUCAGCUGGUCCGUUACUCCAGUGUUGCAGCAGCAGCUGAAGUACUGCUGAAUCUCAAGAAGGAGCAUGUCUUCCGUCAGGAUUUUCGUGAUUAUGGUGGAAUCGCGCAAGCAGGACGUUCAACAGCAGCAGCCGCACCACCACCGUCAGCGUCUUCCCUGUACAGUGGCAUCAACGGUCCAGUUUACAAUAACAUGAAGCUAACAGCAGCAACGACAACAACAGGCCAAACAGGAGCAGCAGCAAAUACUGGAGUGACCAUACUGAAUACCCAAAUGUCAGCAACAUCAGUCCUGGCCAGUGUUGACGACAGUUCGUCAAGCAGGUCGAAUAGCCCUCUUGCAAGGAUACCAAGUCCACCGGCUGCUGCAACUGCUGCUGCUACCGUUACUGCUACUUCAUUCCCGUAA
Molecule: messenger RNA, 450 nt
Organism: Gongylonema pulchrum
Lineage: Eukaryota; Metazoa; Nematoda; Chromadorea; Rhabditida; Gongylonematidae
Source: the annotation of a GenBank genome assembly